Molecule: messenger RNA, 2351 nt
Organism: Stylophora pistillata
Lineage: Eukaryota; Metazoa; Cnidaria; Anthozoa; Scleractinia; Pocilloporidae
Molecular function (GO): D-cysteine desulfhydrase activity
Source: RefSeq, a predicted model, not a curated record
AAUUUUUGUGCGCUACUGACUUGGCCGCCUAAACAAAUUACUUCUUUAGUGAGACUGACUGUAGAUGAACAUGCAUGUUUGCAAGAACUUAUUCAGGUUCCUGGAGCUUGCAACGACCAUAUUGGGAGUAACUGUUUCCUAUCCUGGGUUGGUUGUCAUAGCCUGUUCCAUUUCCUCCUUCUUCCCUUCCAGACCACUCAAUCAGACUCCUUGACAAUUUGCCUGUGACGAGUAGCUCCGUAGAAAGGAUAUUUUUCGAGGGGAUGCGCUAAUGGGGGUUAAACGUGAGGUUUCAUGGAAACGGCGGAUCAACUACAAAACACAAUUCCAAAUGAACUGACGGAGUUUAGUUCCUCAGAAAUGAACGCACAUGAUCUUGCACAGCUUCAUGUAUAUGAGCCACCUAAGUGGGCUUCAUCCCUGAAAAACAUUCCAAAGUAUUCGAUCAAGCUUGCACAACGUAACACUCCAAUCCAUUCGUGGAAUCUUCCCAAUGCCCCCAAGGAGUUUUCGAUAUCCAUCAAAAGGGAUGACCUAACUGGAUGUACUUUGUCUGGAAAUAAGGUUCGUAAAUUGGAGUUUACUUUGGCUGAUGCUUUAGAUAAGAAGUGUGACACAGUGAUAACGUGUGGUCGUCUCUCCUCCAAUCAUUGUAGGACUACUGCAGUUGCAGCAAAACAACUUGGUUUCAAUAGCUACUUGCUGCUAAGAAGUUCAGAUCAGAAGACAGUCGCUGUUGGAUGUAAAGGCAAUCUUCUAAUAAGCAGAAUGGCUGGAAGUAAUAUUAUUCUUGUCCCAGAGUUGAAAUAUAAAUCUGGCCUUAAGCCAAUGAUGGAGAAAAUCGCAGAAAAAUUAAGUAAGCAAGGACUAGCCCCAUAUCUGAUAGAGGUUGGAGGAUCUUCAUAUACAGGAUUGUUUGGUUACCUGACAGCAUUUCAGGAAAUGAUGGAUCAAAAUCUACUGGAAGAUUUUGAUGAUAUUGUAAUGACAGCUGCCAGUGGAGGAACUGCAGCAGGAAUUGCCAUAGCUAACUACCUGACAGGUUCAAAACUCAAGUGCCAUGCUGUAAAUGUUUCUGAUAACGAUGCAAAUGUAUACAGCAAGAUAAAUGAAGAACUAAUGGCAGCUGGGCUUCUUGUGGAAGCAGAAGACAUUAUAGAUGUCAUCGGUGGACAUCAUUUGCCGGGAUAUGAAAGACCCUCACAAGAAGAUCUAGAAUACAUUUUAGAGAUUUCCAGUUCUACAGGAGUGUUACUUGACCCAGUGUACAAUAUUAAGACAGUCAGAGGAAUGCUGGCUGAAAUGACCAACAAUCCCAAAAGAUUUAAAGGAAAUAGGAUACUCUUCAUUCAUACUGGUGGAUGUUUCGGUCUAUUUGAUGGUAGAAUUGAUUCUUUACUGACAAGUUCACGAGGUACAGAAUGUAACAAUAACAUUCUCUGCUGGAGAGACAUCGACGAUCCUCUGCCGAUCUGAAUGCAACUAAUUAAAAAGGCUUUGAGUCAUGGUAAAUAAAAGUCAUUGGCUGAUAAGUUUGUAAUGAAUUUCACGCCUUGUAAAAAGUGACUGUUUUUAGGGUUAUACCAGUGGUGCGAUAACCAGAGUGAAGUUUUGUGAUACCGCACUGUAUUACUUGUAUGUAAUGGUGUUUCUUAGUAACAUAUAGGUUUUGUAAAAAAUUCGAAGAAUAUUUAUUAGAUUCAAACGAAUAGAUAAACUGUAUAGUAACGAAGUAGAUGAAGUGGGGCAGUUAGCUACGAUUCGAGUAAAAAAACCUUAAUUGUUUCUUUAUCGAGACCCUUUCUCAGUCUUGCGGGUCUGACUUUAUAAUGCAUGUUCACUGCAGGCGGUGUUUUAUUUUCUCAUUACUUUUAUUAGCUUAAAUGGGGUAUACUGUGAUAGGCUGCUAAAAUAGAAGGAGUGAAUGAGCUAUAGAUUCAAAACAAAGCGUAAAGACAUCGGGUAGAUCGCCUGGAUCAUGAUUGUCGUAAUAGAGUGCUCUUCGACUGAGUGUCGUAAAACCAAACGAAAAGUUAUCAUUGUGUUCACAAAAUUGUUUUCAGUGUCUAUGGCCCCCAUUCAAUCCAGCGGAGCUAUUGAACUGGAUCAACCUGGCAAAAGAUUGCGUAUAAAUAACUAAACAAAUAAUUGAAUAAAUACCUAGAAUGUGCUUUCACAGAAUAAUUUAAUGAAGUCUGGCAUCAAAAUGUUUGUUUCGAUUAGAUAGUUUUCAAUUUCGAUCAGAUUCCCGGUCCGCUUUGGUGUCUCCAUAAAGGCCCAGUGAAACGCAUGCAAACAUUUCAACGUAACAUCUUGCAACAUUGUUGGAUUGUGUUGUGAGAUGUUGUGAA